Messenger RNA from Penicillium soppii, 363 nucleotides. RefSeq lists its product as uncharacterized. Lineage: Eukaryota; Fungi; Ascomycota; Eurotiomycetes; Eurotiales; Aspergillaceae. The transcript has a single exon. Bases 1 to 363 code for a protein of 120 amino acids. The record is from RefSeq and is a predicted model, not a curated record.
AUGGCCCAUCAACCAACUUCUCCACACGAAACGCCAGGAAAUCCCGACCAAACCCUAACCCAACACGGCUCAGUUGGUACGAUCGAAGUCCCAGAAAACAACAAUACCACUGAAGAAAAAACGCCUUCGUGGUUCAAAAUUGGGCCAUCAUGGCCAGAGCUAAAACGCGAGUGGCGACAUGGUUCGAAGGGCAAGGUUGCGAUGUUCUUCAUGUUUAGCCUCGUUUGUGGGGUAUGUUUUGAGCGCACAGUCACGCAAUUUACUUUGGGAUGUUCCUAUCCCUUCUGGCCUAUCUUCGUCGUGAUGUUGAUCACACAGACUGUCACAUAUGUUGUGGGUUUUAGUAAUGCCGUUGACCUUUAG